Penicillium canescens is the source of this 2748-nucleotide messenger RNA. Its product is annotated as F-box domain protein. The record is from RefSeq and is a predicted model, not a curated record. Gene Ontology annotation, molecular function: protein binding. Bases 1 to 2748 code for a protein of 915 amino acids. The transcript is spliced from 2 exons. NCBI's taxonomy places the organism in Eukaryota, Fungi, Ascomycota, Eurotiomycetes, Eurotiales, Aspergillaceae.
AUGGAGGCCUCCUUGCCCGAAGGCUCCCCUGAGUUGCAACACUCUGGUACACCGCCCGACUCUCACGCGUUAUUUGAUCGGCUCCCAGCCAAUGUGAUCGAACGCAUCCUGUUUGCCGCUGAUGCUAAUACAUUUGCAUCCUUGGCUCUUCUAAACCAAAAAUGGAAGCAUGCAUCCGAUACCCCAGAACUAUAUGCACAUCACCUAUCGCGCUGUCCAUCAUUUUCUUGGACCCAUGGCGCCAAUUUCACGGCUGAGACAGAGAGCCUCGCUGAUCUCAAACGCCUCUUUAUCAAGGAGAUAAGACAGAAUGCGUACGACGUGUUUUUACGACCUCGGCAGACCCUCGUGAGACUAAUUUCAAGUUCUAUGAGCUCCUCUACGGCUUUCCCCCAGGGAGAAGUCUUUCGAUUUUCAUUUUCCGCAAAUGGUCAAAUAGUCCUAUGUAUCAGCUCCUCUCGCAUUGUGAUAUUGGACGUGGCAUCUGAUCCAGUCACCGUUAAGCAUGAGCUACAGACUCGGAGAAGGCCAUUGGGUGCCACAGUUCGGGACGAUGGCUCCCUCAUUGCUGUUUUGUCCUCCACGCAUAGAGUUCAUAUAUACCAGCUUUCUGAUGAUGAAGCUAAGCACAUUCAAGUUAUCACGCUGAACGAUGCUCCGAGGGACAUCGCAUUUUCACCAACAGGGAGCGUUCUAGCAUUAGCCUUUGAAGAUAGUAUCGAGGUUUAUGCGGUGGGAGAGGAUGCUAAGCCGACCGAUCGCCGCGCAGUGCGUUGCCUUCGUGUCGAUGGACUUUCGUUCUCCCCUGAUGGGUCAAUGCUCCUUGGAUCUUCAACUGAUUGCGAGCGAGAUGGUGUUGUCACCAUCACUGCACCUUUCUAUACCGAGACUGGAACGGAUGCCUCGCCUGAGGAGCUUCAUAUGCGAAUGUGGACAACACAAAUUCUCUUCCCUGAGAUCACACGCGCAUGCACUCACGCUUGCCUCAUUGCUGGUCAUGAGGACGCAGAUGAAAACUGGGUAAUAGGCUAUGAUAGCCAAUUGGCAGCAUUCAAAGCCCUGAGGCUGAACGACGUCAAUGCGGGCGUUGUAUAUUUUGCCAGUCCAUUUUUCGCAGACGAAACAAGAGAGAUGCGACCAAGUAUGGGGCCUGCAACGGAUGAUGCAGGAGAACUUAUUGCUUUGGGAUUCCAAGACUCUGCUUUGUGGAUAUACGGGGUGCCUGGUCGUUUGGACCUUACUCCUUCAACUACAGGUACUCAAGGUGAACUCACUGGUACCCAGGUUGGUGGCAUCCAUCACUGCGGAGGCCGCCCACCUCGUGACAACCUCGCACAGCUUAAGAAGAUUAUCCAACAACCCAAGAUAUUGAUUCGUGGACGCUGCGUCGCCGACAUGAAAGGAGUUACAUCUGCUCACUGGGUACGAGCGACUGAUUCAACGUCAGAGACAAGAAGUCAUCGCCGUAGACUUGUCGCAGUUGCUCCGGGUGGUGUGCGUCCGCAGAUAUUUGGCGAAGAGGAUAUUCCGGUUGACGGUGGCCGGGUGCUCCUCCUGGAUUUUGAACGGUGCACAACGAAUGGUGAGACGAUUGAGCUGGAUAUUGAAGUCGGAGAAACAGCACCCAAAAUUCUCAUGGAACCAGACUCCUCUAUGGACACCGAGGUUGAACUUGAAAGAAGGCGAACUCGAUUACAUCGUGGAGAUACUGAUACAACAUUCGCAUCCGCUAGUCAUCGGCGAUUAGUAGCUGCCCAAGGAAGUCGGGUAGUGCCGUUUCAUUUCCGUCGAUUCAGUGUUGCAAGCCCUACCUCGCCGACUGACACAUCUCGAGGCGAUGUACUUGAUCUUCCAUAUGACAACGCGCAACCUCGUUCGAGCGAUGUUCUCCACCGCGCUGCUACGGCAGCUGCAUCAACCCGCGGGCGAUAUGAUCCACGAUAUCGCAACUCUCCCAAUCGACGACAAGUUCCCCAUGAAAGCGACGCCGAUAACUGGGUACCGCCUCCUCCCCCAUACAAACAGGAAACAGAGGUACCGUUGCCAGACGAUCUACUCAGAACCCUUCUUCCGAGAAACAUGGUAGAUGCCCAGGCUCUCAACGACUCUGCCAAUCAUCCUGGACGAGCACAAACCACUCGCAUUGCACGGCCAACUGUAUCAACUCGCCCACGCCCACAAUCCGCGAUUCUGCAAAGACUGGGCACUAUAACUGGCCCCAGACGCAGGGGUAGCUCCAUUGGUAGAGAAGAUCUCUACUUUAGCCAGCAAUCCGAGAGCCCCACAAUCACAGCUCCCCGGGAACAGUCCGUCAACAAUAUCCCGCCAUCAACCCAAGGGCCUACCCCACAACCUGAUACAGCAGCGUCCCUGGCACAUAACCACCCAGCCGUUCAAUCCCCGCCCACGUUUGCCGUGCAUCCUGCGGAACAGACCAUCCAAGAGAAUCCAAUGCCCCUUCCAUACCUGGGAGCAUCCGCGCUGGGCGAUGCCUACUUCCCAUACUCUGUGUCGUCCCCAAACCUCCUUCACAUUCCACAACCGCAUGGUGAUAUGCAGGAGACAGUAGCAGAUGAUGAGCAUGAGAUACCUCAGAGACAGCGCUCGUUCCGUAGGCGGGUUUCAACGGAGCCUAUUAGCUUACCACCACCCGAGAACGAGGAAUGGAGACGCCGUAUCCAGGAUUGGAAUGAACAUACAAUCAAGGAGCGAGGGAGGAAGCGGAGGGGGAAGUGCAUUGUCAUGUAG